This is a messenger RNA of Haliotis rufescens (red abalone), 5092 nucleotides long. RefSeq lists its product as uncharacterized. The record is from RefSeq and is a predicted model, not a curated record. Gene Ontology annotation, cellular component: cytoplasm; nucleus. The transcript has 5 exons. Bases 88 to 3291 code for a protein of 1067 amino acids. Lineage: Eukaryota; Metazoa; Mollusca; Gastropoda; Lepetellida; Haliotidae. Gene Ontology annotation, molecular function: protein binding.
GUAACUACAGAAGGGCUGUCUGUUCUAUUCUUAUAUAUAAUGGAGUAUGAUCACACCAUGUCAGGAGAGGGAUAGUAUUGCCUCAGAAUGGAUGCGCCAGACGGUACACUGCAACCUGCUGGAUGUACGAGUACGGCACAUGGGGAAAGUGAGGACAGCAUUCCAACAGACGCUACAGGGGGAGAUUCGUCGAGACAGUCGGGUGCACAUGCAGUCCCAACAUCUAUCACAGUCAUUGGUGCAUCUCACAGUAAUGUGAACCGGAACGUUGCCAUAGGCAUAAACUAUGGGUCUGUUGUACAAUCUGGCGAAGAUUCGACUUCAAGCAGCCUUCAGGGUGAGAUGGUUUUCUCUGAUGAAACUGAGGAGCUAUACGCAGAGACGAUAUUUAUAGAAACUGGGGCUUAUCGUGAAGUCUGGAAUGCCCUGCAAACAAAGGACCAUGUAUUUAUUUGUGGUUCGCCUGGAUCAGGAAAGACAACAAUGGCCCACUACAUCUCAGGAAAAUACAGAGCAGAGGGACACCGCGUGAUUUGUGUAGAUAAAUUGGAGAACUUUAAGUACAACACACCCACUCAAACAUUACUGGUUUGUGAUAAUGUGUUUGGUACUUUUGCAUCAUCAGCCGAUGUUGUGACGAGUUGUGACGCUAUGUUUGAAUAUUUAGAACAUCAUUUCCAACUUUUGGAAAUGGAAAAGGACGUGAUGCCUUUGAAGGUCAUUAUGACCAGUCGGACAAACGUCUGGAAUAGUGUCUCUCAAAUGGUAAUUAAAUACCAAAAUUCAUUGCUGUCACCUGUCAUAAAUCUGACAAUAUCUACUCCACUUGAUGAUACUGAAAAAGAACAGAUUCUAAAAAAACAUUUGGAAGGAUCGCAAUUUGAUCUAACGCAUGAUGAAAUGUUAGCAGUUGCAAGAUUGGAGUACACGACACUGGGAUUUCCUUACAUAUGCCAACUGUUUGUGAAGAAUUCUUCUCCAAAAAGAAAUGCCUUGGAUUUUUUUAAGGAACCGUGGAUCUACUUGUAUGGUAUAGUAGCUGAUAUCUUUUCAAAAGAAAGGUACAGGGCUGCAGUUCUCCUGCUUAUGAUACUCAAUGAAGGUGGUCUACACUUACAUGAUCUCUUAGAUCCUCAACGGCGAAGGGAUUCCGGACUGGAUAAAAAGAUAUCACAGAUUGGGGAAAUCAUGCCAGACGCUAACAAUCCUUCUGAAAUCAGAAAAUCUGCAAGAAACGAAAAAGAUACACUGAUUGUGCUAUCAAAGAACAAUUGCGCAAAAUUUAGUCACCAAGCUAUUCAUGAUGUUGUGGCAUGCAUUGUGAUUGAUUUAAACCCUGUUGUCGCCUUAGAGAACUGCAGUCUAAAGUUCAUAGUUGACAGAAUUUGGAUUUCAGAAACCAAGAAUACAGGCAUCUCAAAAGAUGGUCAUAUGAAUACGUUCCUUAUUAAUAUUGAAGAUGAUUUAACGGAGAAUCUUGUGCGUCGACUUGGAAGAGAAAUUACUAAUGGUAACUUGUCCCUCUCAUUAUCACAUCAAUGUUUUACCUUUGAGGACCUGGUUGACAAACUCUUCUCCUACUUCCCAGCAGAUAAUAUUUUGUUUCAACGUGACAAGGAUCGAGGAUUCUUAUUCUGGUCGUCAUAUUUGGACACAGGUGCAUUUUGCAAAUACAUUCCACGAAUGCAGCUAUGUGAAUCAGACAUCCUUGAAUGUUAUCUUGGGUGCUGCAUGCAUGGGCACUUGAGCUACUUAAAAGGGCUCGUUGGUCAAUCUGACUCUUUGUUUGACAAAAUAGCCACCACAACUGUCGGGGAGAUCCUGCGUACCAAAGAUAAAACCAGACCGUAUCUUCAAUCUCUUUCUACAGGAAAGAGUAUUACCGCUCCUGCAGUGCCCUCAGACAAAGACUGCCCUCGAGAAUAUGGUGACAACAGAGAUCUGUUAAUCCACGUGGCUGCUGCCAAUGGGUUUACAGAAUGUGUACGUAUACUGCUUGACAUUGUAGGCACAGCGAUUGAUGUUCUUGGGGGAAAUGGUAUGACAGCUCUCAUGCAUGCUUGCUUUCGGGGACACACUGUUUUGGCCCAAAUGCUGCUUGACAGGAGAGCAGAUCCAGAACUAUUAGAUGAAGAGAAAGACAACUGUCUUCAUCUCACGUGCAGAGGAGGAUGCCUUGACGUUGCUAAAUUGCUGCUCAGACAAUCUAUGGAUUUGAACCAAGAUGGUGAAUAUGGAAGAACACCUUUGAUGUACGCUUCGUACAAUGGACAUGAAGAUAUCGUGAAGUUGCUCCUAGAGAAUGGAGCACCCACCUCAGUUGAUUCUGGCUCUGUUACAAACAAAGACAGUUGUCUACAUCUUGCAUGUAAGAAGGGAGAAACCAUUAUUGUAAAGAUACUUCUUGAUCAUGGUAUGAGCAUUGAAGGUGUUAGUGGUGAAAACGAAAGAACGCCUUUAAUGUAUGCGUGUAGGCAUGGGAAGUUGGAAACAGCAAAGGAACUAAAACAAAGACAUGCUGUUUUAGAUAUCGUCGAUAUAAAUAACUUUUCAUGUCUACACUUGGCAGCAAUGAAAGGGCACGUUCCAACCGCUGAGUGGCUUCUACAAUCAGGAAUCACUGUUAACUGUGUUAAUUCAGCAUCAAGAACCCCCUUAAUGUAUGCUUUUCAGAAUGGCCAUAUUGAUAUGGUAACAUUCUUGAGGCAAAAUGAUGCCGACAUGCAGAUGGUGGACGAUAAAAAAACAGCAUGUCUGCACUUUGCAGCAAAAUCUGGUGAUUUGCAUCUGGUUCAACUUUGUCUUGAAUUUGAUCACAAUAUCGAUCCUCUCACAAAAGAAGGCUGGACUCCAACCAUGCUUGCUUGUGAUCAAGGUCACAUUGGUAUUGUAGAGCAACUAGUGAAAAAGGGAGCAGAUAUCAAUCUUGGCAGCGGCUGUUUAUUUGUGGCCUGCAACAAAGGUUGGUUCGACAUUGUGAAAUUUCUAACGUCUAGUAGAGGUGAUAAACGCGCUAACAUUAACAAGCGUGGACUGAGAAAUGUGACCCCAUUAAUAAGAGCGAGUUACCGUGGAUACACAGACAUUGUUGAUCAUUUGCUGUCAUGUGGGGCUGAUGUCCUGUGCAAGGAUGACUAUGGAGGUACAUGCUUACAUGCAGCUUGUGGUGGAGGUCAUCAGGUUGUUGCAGAGAAACUCGUGAGGUUCUUCAAUGUUGAUGAACUUGGUGCCAGUGAUCGUGAACUGAUUGAACUUAUCCGAAGAUUUUCUGACAUGAGUACAGACAAUUAAUUGUGGACGGUUGUCUUCUUUGAUGAUGAUGAUUUGUUUGAAUAUGAAGAUGACAGUGAACUCUCAAAGUGACAUUAGAAGUCAUGUUUUCAAAAUAACACUUUUCAGUGUACAUUUCGGCAGAAUGUACGAAUAAAAGGCCUAUACAUAGUGUACAUGUGUGAUGAAAUGUAAGUAGUUAUUGAUGAUGCUUAGUUAAUGGUAACUAUGUAACUCAAACUCGGACAGGUUCCUAACUAAAAAGCAAGUAAAUUGUUAUUCUACCAUGACAUUGAUAAAUGCUUGAUUCUGAUUGGUUUAAAAGAUGUUUCCUUUUUGCUACUGAAACCCCUUUCAAAUAUAUUAAGCCUUUUCACACAAAAAACCUGCGUAUGAAUACAUGGAUAGCAUACAUAUCGAUUCAUAGAAAAUGGCUGCUGAUCGAUCACCCCCAUAUAUACUGUAAAACAUAUCUAUAUUUCCUCUAAUACACGCUAGGUCUCUAAUACCAGCCAGGUCUCUAAUACACGAGCCGAGUAAAGGGCUCUCGCGAAAUUAAUAGACGGCGUAGUGUCAAAUAGAGGAAAUACGGUAGUUUGAUAUCGGACGUUUGGGGUGUUCUAGGCCGCAACCCUGACUGCUUCGAUGAUGACAUUAAAAGAUUUAACGAAGGCAUAUCUUUUGCAUACAAAUGAAAUGUUUAUGAAACUGUUAGAAAAAUUAUCUAUAGUGACCAUAAUCGGAACAAUUUAAGCUAUUUCCUCAUUGAAACAACCGACAAUGGAAGUAAAAUAAAACAUUAUAAAAAUUGUUUGAAAAAACUUUAUUCAUGACAACAAACCUUUCUGAUCGAUAUUCGUUGCCAUCUCCGUCAACCACCACCGUUAAAAUUUGUCAGGAGGGGAUUUGAAAGUCCAUCAGAAAAAAAAACCCUUCGAAAGUCCACGAAAAACAAUGUUCCAACUGAAGUGACAGCUUAUCAAACUUGAUGAAAUUCAUUUCCGAACACGCACAAUUAAGAAAAUCAUACACAAUCCACUAUUUCUGGGACACAAAUGUCUAAGUUUUGUCACUAUUCGGCUUUAGAUCCGUGAAAUCUUGAAAUUAAUAGGUCACACCAUGCAGAUUCCUCGUUUCAAAAUAUCAGGCUCGUCUGCAGCCUAAAAAGCGGCUGUUCAGUCAUACUCAGUCACAUUGGUAAUCAUAUGGAUGCACCAGCAGGCUCAAUCAAUCCCAGAUAAUCUACCUGUUAAUGUUGAACCACAUCAUAGAUCGGGGUUGUCAUCUUGCUUCUUUCUAUAACUCUUUACCAAGAAUGUAAACACUGAUUGUCAGCUGUGACGUGUGAGUAACCGUGAUGUAGGUCAAUUUCUGCCACAUCAAAGUUCGGGGUGGAGAGCCAUUUAUUUUGAUUUUAUUAUUGUUUACUGGGGGUAAUUGCUAACUAAAUAAUAACACUUACACAUGUUAAAUGUACAAUAGAAUGUUAAUUCAUAAAGUUUGCUCUAGAAAUACAUUCAUUUAGCAUUUUAAAACCUUUUUCUAUUACCCGUCACCCCUACAAUGGAAGUGAUGGCAUGUUCGAUUUCCAAGAAAUGACCGCUCGCACAAAAUUCCGAGAAAUGACAGCCAGUCCACAGUGUACAACAGUGUACAAAAGUUUGGUGGAAAGUAAAACAUCUCUCUUUGGACUAAGUUACGAGUGUUAUUUGUCAACUUCUUUUGAAAAAAUACGUGUUUUGAACACUUAUUAUGAACUACUCACGACUAUGGUGUUUUUAAUCUUGAACUUUAGUAAUAAUUGUUACAUAUAUAACUACCU